This is a messenger RNA of Lactuca sativa (garden lettuce), 3269 nucleotides long. NCBI's taxonomy places the organism in Eukaryota, Viridiplantae, Streptophyta, Magnoliopsida, Asterales, Asteraceae. The record is from RefSeq and is a predicted model, not a curated record.
ACUACAACGAUAAAUGAACGAACCCUAGAAAUUCUGUCACCUUCAAACUUCUCUCAAACACAACAUUGAUCUUCGAUCUCAAAUUUAUUCUUGACUAUCAUAUGAUAUAAAGUGUCGGAAACUUCUCAAAUUAGUGCAUGUAAGUUUCAUAACCCAAUUUAAUCUGAUUGAUUUGAAAUGAUUUCGCAUCGAGAUAGUGUUAAUUGUCAUUUUGGAGUUUGUAUGAUCUAAGAUCUUGUUGAUUUAGUUCGUUUUUUGUAGUCGAGAUGGUAGUCAUUUAUUUGAAUUUGAUCUAAUCAGUUACGUGUUUGUUUUAUCAAAAACUUACUGCAUUGUAUAAUGUCGAUUGCAUGUAACUGUUUUCCUAACAAUGUGAAUUCAUUUGUUUAAAUGUAAAGCGAGGUUUGCUUUUUCCUGGCAGAUAAUAAUCGGAAUUUACCCUUUUGGGAGGCUUCCAAGAAUUUUUUGUUUUUAGGUUGGAAAUUAAUAAAGAUAGAAAAAGAUAAAGAUGCAAUCGAGAUCAUAUACUAAUCUUCUAGAAUUGGCUUCUGGGAAUUUCCCUGUAAUGGGGCGAGAGAGGGACAAGCGAAAGAUGCCAAGGAUAAUGACUGUUCCCGGAAGUAUCAACGAAUUUGACGAUGAGCCAGCAAGUAGUGUUGCAUCUGAUAACGCUUCUUCACUUUCUAUGGAUAGAAUCAUUAUAGUUGCAAAUCAAUUGCCUCUGAAAGCCAAAAGAAGACCUGAUAAUAAAAGCUGGAGUUUUACUUGGGAUGACGACUCUCUCCUUUUGCGACUCAAAGAUGGUUUUCCUGAUGACAUGGAAGUUCUAUAUGUUGGCUCCUUAAAUGUCGAUGUUGAUGGAAUUGAACAAGAUGAUGUUGCUCAACUCUUGUUGGAAAGAUUCAGUUGCGUCCCAACUUUUCUUCCACCUAGCCUCAUCGAAAAGUUCUACACUGGUUUUUGCAAGAAACAGUUGUGGCCUCUCUUUCACUACAUGUUACCAAUUUCAGCUGAUCAUGGAGGUAGAUUUGAUCGAUCUAUGUGGGAAGCCUACGUCUCUGCAAACAAAUUGUUUUCCCAGAAAGUAAUCGAAGUCAUAAAUCCCGAAGAUGAUUUUGUUUGGAUACAUGAUUAUCAUCUAAUGGUGUUGCCUACUUUCUUGAGAAGACGAUUUAAUCGUUUAAGAAUGGGAUUCUUCAUCCAUAGCCCAUUCCCUUCUUCCGAAAUUUACAGAACACUUCCUGUUAGAGAAGAAAUCCUAAAAGCUUUACUCAAUUCUGACCUAAUCGGAUUCCACACCUUCGAUUACGCCCGUCAUUUCCUUUCCUGUUGUAGCCGAAUGUUCGGAUUGGAAUACCAAUCCAAAAGAGGGUAUAUAGGAUUAGAUUACUACGGACGAACAGUCGGAAUCAAGAUAAUGCCAGUUGGAAUCCACAUGGGACAGAUAGAAUCUGUGAUGAAACUUGCUGAUAAAGAAUUAAGAACCAAGGAACUCAAGCAACAAUUUGAAGGAAAAACCGUGUUGCUUGGAGUUGAUGACAUGGACAUCUUCAAAGGCAUCAAUCUGAAGCUUUUAGCAAUGGAACAAAUGCUGAAACUACAUCCAUCUUGGCAAGGAAUAGUUGUUCUUAUCCAAAUUGCAAAUCCAGCUAGAGGUAAAGGUGGUAUAGAUUUGGAAGAAAUUCAAGCUGAAAUUCAAGAAAGUUGUAAACGUAUAAAUGAAGAAUUCGGUAAACCUGGGUAUCAACCAAUUAUUUAUAUAGACAAACCAAUGUCAGUUAAUGAAAGGGUUGCUUAUUACAGCAUAGCUGAAUGUGUUGUGGUGACGGCUGUAAGAGAUGGAAUGAAUUUAACUCCAUAUGAAUACAUCGUAUGCCGAGAGGGAAUUCCCAAUUCCGAUUCCGAUUCCGGUCCCAAGAAAAGCAUGUUAGUGGUAUCGGAAUUUGUUGGGUGUUCUCCUUCUUUAAGUGGUGCAAUUCGUAUCAAUCCAUGGAAUGUUGAAGCAACUGCUGAAGCAAUGAACGAAGCUAUAUCAAUGGGAGAACCUGAGAAACAAAUGAGACAUGAGAAGCAUUAUCGUUAUGUGAGUACACAUGAUGUGGCUUAUUGGUCUAGAAGCUUCUUGCAAGAUAUGGAAAGAAGUUGUGCAGAUCAUUUUAGGAAAAGAUGUUGGGGAAUCGGUUUAGGGUUUGGGUUUAGAGUUGUGAGUCUUGAUCCGAAUUUUCGGAAGCUUUCGAUUGAUGAUAUUGUAUCAGAUUACUUAAAGGCUAAACGCAGGGCGAUUUUUUUGGAUUAUGAUGGAACUGUAAUGCCUCAAAAUUCCAUCAUUAAGACACCAAGUAGAGAAGUUAUUUCACUUCUGAAUACACUUUCUGGUGAUCUGAAUAAUACGGUUUUUAUUGUUAGUGGAAGAGGUAGGGAGAGUUUAAGUAGGGCUUUUUCUCCAUGUAGGAAGCUUGGAAUUGCAGCUGAACAUGGCUACUUCAUAAGGUGGUGUCAAGAUGUUGAGUGGGAGACGUGUGGUCAGAGUAGUGAUUUUGGAUGGAUGGAUAUGGCUAAACCUGUGAUGAAACUAUAUACAGAAUCAACUGAUGGAUCUUCUAUAGAAACUAAAGAAAGUGCUUUAGUUUGGCAAUAUAGAGAUGCAGAUCCAGGGUUUGGAUUUGCUCAAGCAAAAGAGAUGCUUGAUCAUCUUGAAAGUGUCUUAGCAAAUGAACCUGUUGCUGUUAAAAGUGGUCAAUAUAUUGUGGAAGUCAAACCUCAGGCAUCAAGUAAAGGUCUUGUUGCAGAAAAGAUCUUCACAUCAAUGGCUGAAAAUGGGAAACAAGCUGAUUUUGUGCUUUGUGUGGGUGAUGAUCGAUCUGAUGAAGAUAUGUUUGAAAUAAUCGGGAAUGCAAUUUCAAGAAAUAUAAUUUCUGUUAAUACUGUGGUUUUUGCAUGCACGGUUGGACAAAAACCAAGUAAAGCAAAAUAUUAUCUUGAUGACACCAACGAAGUUAUUUUAAUGCUUCAAAGUCUGGCUGAAGCUACUGACUCUCCCGCUUUAUCUGAAGAUGAAAAUUACGGGUCCCGUUAUCCUUAAAAUAAUUUCAUUUUUUAAAAGUAGUACUAAUUAUUAUUAUUCUUUUUUUUGAUCAAAUAAUUGCAUAUUUUGUGUCUAUGCACAUUCUUUUACAUAGAUGAGGUUGUAGGUUUAGUGUAUUCUUUUCAAGAAGUAGUAGUUAGUGUACUUUACUUUCAUUGAUUUGUUUAUUAUAACAUUUUGCUUU